Bursaphelenchus xylophilus (pine wood nematode) is the source of this 2160-nucleotide messenger RNA. The record is from the annotation of a GenBank genome assembly. Lineage: Eukaryota; Metazoa; Nematoda; Chromadorea; Rhabditida; Aphelenchoididae.
AUGGAAUUCGUCCGAAGUCGUCAACUGGGUGGCCACUUGGGUGGAGCUGACAAGUUUGCGUCAAAAAUGGCUUCCACAGCAAAUCCUGGAGCCAGCAGAGAUGCGGUUAAUGUCAAUGCCCUGAGUAAGUUUCUUUUUUAUUUUUGAACUUCAAGUUUUAGUUGCUCAACAUGCUGAACUCCAGAGAAAGCUGAAGCUGAAACAUUGCGAAACUAAUGGUAAGCGAAAAUUUUAUGUGAUGUUUUGAUUGAAUCAAGGUUCUGUUUUGCCUACUGCAAUAUGAAUUAUUUUUUAUUCCAGCCUUGAAGGAGCAUCUAAAAUCGUUGAUGGAAGAGAAAACGACUCUUGAACGGGAGGGUCAAGCCAAGUUGGAUCGUUUGAACACUCUGAAGCGCCUUCACCAAGCCAAGAAAGAUGAGCUGGCACGCAAUUUGAAGAUGAAGGCAAUGUUCGAGUCGUGUAUUUAUCGGGAUUCUGACGUAAGAAUCUGCAUUGAGGUGCGGAAUUAAUUUUAGGUGUCCUCGGACGAAGAAAGUGUGGAGAUUCCAGACUUGAAUCAGCUCAAGUUGGCCAAGAAAGCGUAUGAGGAAGAGCUGAAGGAUCGAAAAUGGCUUGAGCAGCUGCAUCAGGUAUUCAAGUUUUAUUUUAUGUAUGUUCAUCUUUUAGGCAAAAUUUCGGGCUGAGAACGCUGAACACGAGAAGAUAAAAAUAAAAGAACGAUACGAUGAGGAGUUAAAACUGUUUCAUGAGGCCUACGACAAGUGUAAGAUAAAAAUUGUGUUGGUUUUAUGAAUCGUUUUAGUGGAUCGUUAUCGGCGGCUGAAUUACCGCGAUUUUAUUCUGGAAUCAGUACUUACCGCCAAGAAAAUCCACGAGCAGAGGAAAAAAUUGGCCGUUUUCUUGGUCAGAAAUGCUAAAGUAAGGUUUUCAAUCGUUUCGUCUUUUAUUUUUAGUUCAAUUCCACUACUGAUGACUCCUUGGAAGAGGAUUGCAAAUCUCCAGAGAUCAUAAACCAUUCUCAUGUGGACACACCUCGCCCUCCGACGGCUCGACCAUUGCAUAGCAAGGAGAAUGUUGUAAAACCUCAAGAAGUUCAUGUUCGGCCGAAAGUUGAUGUCGAAAAGAUUGCUUCGCAGCAAAAAGGAUACUCCAGCGAUGCAGAGAGUGUAAUUUCCACUAAAAUGAACAGCCAGCCAAUUCCUUUCGUCUCGGAUUACAGUUCACAAGAUCCUCGGAGUAAUGAAUUGGAAGAAGAAGACAUUAUGGAGGAGGAUCAACAAGAUCUGGAAGAAAAUGACAGUCAAGGUACGAGUUUUUUUGGAAAGGUUUAAUUAAUAAUUUGGCCUAAAAUCAAAAAUUUUUAUAUUGUACUUGUCGUUUAGUUGAAGAAGAAAUGCCCCAAGUGAACGAAAGCCAAGAAGAUUCGGUGGUUAUUGCAGAUGAUGAUGAUGAGCAAAAUCGUUCUGAUAGUGUGCUGCUUCAUGACGACAAAUCGUUCGAAGAGCAAAAUGAGAAGGAAAAUAGGGAGGGAGAGAUCGGAGGUGGUGAAGGAUUCGGUUUCCAUGUGGAUGAUGAUGAGAAUAAUAGUAUCAUCAUCGAUGACAAUGAGGUAAGUUGUUUUUUUUUUGUUCAAUUCUGUGUUUAGGAAAAGGAUGACAGCUUCAAAUUGGGCGAUUCUCUCUCGUUGACAAGUCAGAACAAAGAUGUAAAUAGAAUUUCACCCAAAUCCCCUGUUUUUGCGGUCCCAAAGGUCCCAGACAAGAAAUUGGGCAAGAAGAAGGCGAGUGAACCUGUUUUCAAUAUCGAAGGUAAGACGAUCUAGGCUUUUUUUAUUAUCCGUGAUCUAGGAAAUGUGUAAUCUUUUUAAUUUCAGAUACUUCCUUCUCGUUCAGCAACUUUGACCCCACCAAAAACGGGUCCCAAAAUGUAGAUGGGGAUAUAUUGGGACAGAUCAUCGAUACCAGCAUGAAUUCGGCGGAUCCAGCAAGCGAUUUUCUCAAUUUGGCGGGCAAUUCCGCCGGUAACGAUACUCAUGAUGGUGGAUUUAACUUUAAUUUGUUCAAUUCGGAUGAGGCGGAGGAGAUUGGAGAUGAUAAUCAAUUCAAUUUCAACUUGUCAAAUAGCGGCGACAAAAAUGAAAAUAACUUUUUUGGAUUCUAG